ACGAAGUUUGAGUAAGUCCGUGCAUAGUGUAUUAAAAGAUUGAAUAAAGUCACAGGAAAACUAUUUCAAAAUCCUGUUUAAUUCCUUUUUACCUCUUCGGUGCUUCAUAUGCCUGCCCUUUAACGCCUCGAGGCACCAAACGCUGUCUGUAGUCGUCUUCAGGGCAGUGGGGUUUAAAGUCCCGAACCGUUAAUGCUUCGUACCUCCGUGCUAAGCUUCCGGAGUAUGAAACAGCUAACAUUUGGGGUUACCCUUGUUCGACAUGGGGAGACACAGUACAAUAAGGAAGGCCUGUUACAAGGCCAGGCCAUCGACUGUCCCCUGUCUGAUAUCGGGCUGCAGCAGGCCGAAGCUGCAGGCCGCUACCUGAAGGAUGUCAAGUUCAGCAAUGUGUUUGUUAGUGACAUGCUGCGGGCCCGGCAGACUGCUGAAACAAUAAUGAAACACAACAGUCGUCGUUCUGGUCUCCAGAUGGUGUGUGAGCCUUUACUCAAAGAGAAGAGCUUUGGGAUUGCAGAGGGAGGACGGGUCCAGGACUUAAAAGACAUGGCCAAAGCUGCUGGUCAGUCCCUUCAGACCUUCACUCCACCUGAAGGGGAGACGGUGGAGCAGGUGAAGGAGCGGGUCAAAGAGUUUUGGGAGAAAAUGCUCUGCCGAAUUGGGGACGAACACUGGGAUGACAGAGGGGAUGAAGAAGCCGCUUUAUCUGCUCAACAACAGACCUCUCCUGUUGAUGGAGAAGCAGACGAUGGGGUCAGGGGUGUCCCCGUCCAUGCUUUGGUUGUCACACAUGGUGCCUACAUGUGCGUAGCUGCGCGCUACUUUGUGGAAGAGUUAAACUGCUCCUUGCCUCAGGGUUCAGACAAAGCACACAUGUUCUCUUUGAGUCCAAACACGGGUCUAUGCCGGUUUUUACUAACCAUUAGGAAAGAGGACGACAAGUUUAGAUUGACAGAAAUGUGUUGCGUGUUUGCGAACAGAGGAGAUCAUGUUAAACAGUAAAACGGGAUUGGAAGAAAUGGACACAAGAUAAGAAAGGGGCAUUUAAAGAGGGAAUAUGAGAAUCUCAAAAGAUUUUAGCUUUUUAAGUAUUUAUUUUUAUUUUACUGGGACAGUGCAGAUUAAUCAGUGUUUCUGUAGAAACACCGGAGUUAGCCAAAAGGCUGUUUCCAUCUGCAGUCCCUUGCCAGAUAUUGGAAUAGGCUUCCCAAGAGGAACAAAACAUAACAAGAAAGGAAGUGGAAAGAAAAACAAACACAAUCUAAAAUAACCGCACAUUAAUCAGUAUGGCUUUUAUCUCUAAUUUGGGUCAAGGUUACUCAAAUGAUAAUUGGAUCAAAUUAAACAUGUCAAACAACAGAAUUAUGAGGCCAAGUAGAGAGUUAGGAAUCUGUUUAGUGGCAGUGAGGUCAUCAAAAUUCUCCAUACUUUGGUUCUUUCAAUCAAAACAAUAAGAAAAGAUGGCAAUGGCUGUAGCGAAUGAGUCUUGCUUGUUGAAUUGACUGGUGAUAGUCCAAGCAGGUGUUCUGGUGUUGUGGCUUUUGAGGACCCCUGUUUGCCUUCCAAAUAAGGUUAAACAUGCAAACAUGCCAGUCACUCCCCAAUUAUAACUGGGAAUUUAUUAGCACCUGCAGCGACAAUAGUGUUUGUUUGGUCACAAAGUUUAGAGCAAUAAAUAUCUGUAAAGAAAAUAUUGAUGCAGGUGCGUGUUGAAACGACGUGCAAAGCAGUGACACACUGUUGGGAAACUUCUGUUAAGUAGAAUAUUUUUUUUCAUUAUCGUUUUCAUUAUGAAUCUGAUGGUUUUGGGCUGGUUCGUUAUUACAUGCAGUCUAAAACGGCAGUGUAGGAGAUGUGUUAAAGCACAGAAAGAUACAAUGUGUGCUUGCUUAUGUUUUAUGAAGAUAAUAAAAACCAAACAGUCUUGAUAAAAAAUCAAGCAGUCUUUUUUGUGUGGAUUGAAUGUUAAUUCUUGUUCAAUGUACUUGUCAUCACUUUAUGUGGUUUUUAUUAGUUUGGAUGGCAUUAAAAUAUAUAUGAAAAGAGGAUAGUUAUUCCUAAAAUUCAUUUAGAUAAUUCACUACAAAAAACAACAUAUUGUAACUUUAAUAACUAUCAAUAGAGGGACAUCUGCAAACAAGUCCAUGCAGACAACUGGAGCUGUGCAACUGUAUCAAAAUCCAAUCACCUGACAAACGUCCCCCCAGUUUGGCAGACUGUGUAAGCUGCAAGAUUUCUGGUUUGUCCAUCUGCUCUGCUAUUGCCAGCUUGGCCUUAAAUCAGCACUGCACUCUUGCUUUCCAGCCAACACUACCCCAGGAUCUACCUGUAUACUCUGACAGGGUUUAAGAUACUAUUGCAUCACUCCUCAAAUUCUGUCAUAUAAAUCUGUAAAUAGUGAAGAGGAUGCCAAACACACAUUUUACUGCUGCAAUGAAUGUUUUUGAAUAGUUGCAAAUGUUAGUUUUUGGACUGAAAUGAUUGAUCGGAUUGAAAGUAUCAACAAGUUUGAUAACCAGGCUGCCACAAGAGAAAGAGAACACUGUCUAAAUUUGACAGCAAGAUGUUGCCACUAUAUCUGUGCAAUUUAGGCAUUGUGCAGGAGAUCAGCUGUAUUUUUGGAAACUAAAACAAUUAAAUACUUAAUGCACGUUGCCCAGGACUUCUUUUUUUCUGCCAUAAUAUCAAAUCAUGCAUCAAUGUUUAAAAAAUGAAAAUGGCACCUCUACUGUGUAGUAAAGUUACAGUAUUAUUAGUUGACAUCAGAACUUCAGUGAUAUUUUAAAAAAGGCAUAAUUAAUUAUCAUAUUCCAUUCAACCUCUGUUUGUUUUUUAAAUGCAGGCAUUUAUAUGCUGAGUCAUGAGUUGAGCCCCUUCAUUUAAUCUCAGAUCAAUGGUUUGUGCUGCAGGGCAAUGUCAUCACCACUUUUGUUACUGCCUGGCUGUUCAUUAAUGCAAAUGUGUUCUCUAAUGAGUCUGUGUUUCUAUAUUUAUUCUCUCGGAGUUCUAUCUUGGUCAGAAACUUAAGCAACACUGUUUGCUCUGUGGAAAUCAGUGACUGGUCAUUGUUGUGAAUUAACACUCUGGUCAGUGAGGACAAAUACCGGACAGGAAACUGUGCAGUGAUGUUACGUGUUGAGGAGGCACGUGUGCAGUCAUUUGUUCACAAAUAUCAAUCACUCUUUUUAUAAAUGCAUUCAAGAAAAUGUAUGGU
Cheilinus undulatus (humphead wrasse) is the source of this 3214-nucleotide messenger RNA. It is a transcript of the gene tigara, whose product is annotated as TP53 induced glycolysis regulatory phosphatase a. The transcript is spliced from 6 exons. Gene Ontology annotation, molecular function: fructose-2,6-bisphosphate 2-phosphatase activity. Bases 193 to 1002 code for a protein of 269 amino acids. Lineage: Eukaryota; Metazoa; Chordata; Actinopteri; Labriformes; Labridae. Gene Ontology annotation, biological process: regulation of pentose-phosphate shunt; fructose 2,6-bisphosphate metabolic process; negative regulation of glycolytic process. Gene Ontology annotation, cellular component: cytosol. The record is from RefSeq and is a predicted model, not a curated record.